AACACCUUUAAAUCCGACUCCACUUUAUAAGCUUAUGACAAUUGUAUUGAAAUCAGUCUCCUCUUUGUUCAUGAAAUUUCAAGUUUGGAUUGAAGUUUAAAAAAGUUAAUAAAUAUUAGAUGUUAAAAUCUUACCAAAAUGACUUCAGACGAUAAAAUCCUUCCAUUGAGGCCGAUAAUUCUCUAUGGUGUAGUUUAUUUUUUCAUUAUACUCCCAUUUUUUACCUUCAACAAUGUUCAGGAAUUGGUGGCUGAUUCAAUAAAUGAGGAUUAUGAACAAGCUUGGAAUGGAUUCAAAUGGAGCGGUUAUAUCAGUUUAAGCAUACUUAAUUGGACUGGUGCAGUUUUUUCAUGGUUCACUCCGCCAUUGAUUUCAUUGAUCAACUCUAAACGAGCUCUUGCCUUAGGAGCGUUCGGUUUCAAUCUUGCAUUGGGCACAUUUUUGUUUCCCUUCAAAUAUGGACUUUACAUUGCCUCUGCCAUCUCAGGCAUAUCAGCAUCGCUUAUGUGGAACGCUCAAGGAACAUAUCUGAGUUUUACUAGCAAUGGUGCAAGUGCUACCAGAGAUGCUGGAAUCAUGUGGUCAAUAAUGCAAAGUGGAGCUGUUUUUGGUAAUGUUGCUGUUACAUAUCUAUUUCAAGGGAAAGAGCAUAUAUCGGUAAACACUCGAACUUUAUUAUAUUCGAGUCUUAUAUCAGUCGGAAUAAUUGGUAUUAUGUUAACAUUUUUCUUGAAAAAACCAGAUGAAGUAGAAAAAUCUGAACCAGUAUUCAAAGUAUUCGGGCAAGCGAUCAAACUUAUGACUACAAAAAGGAUGGCUUUGCUGUGUAUCUUUAUGUUGUAUACAGGUCUAGAGCUUUCAUUUUUUAAUACAAUUUAUCCCACAUCAGUUGGUUACACAAAAGCGUUUGGAGUCAAUAGGAAACAAUAUGCUGGUGAAACUGGAAUGUUGAUUGGUGCUGGUCAAGUGGCUGCUGGGAUAUUAUUAAUUGUGAGCCGUCGUAUGAAGAAACCACAAUAUAUUUUGGUCUUUGCUUACGUUGUAGCUAUUUUGACAUAUGUUUCAAUUUACGUCAACCUUCCUAAUAAUGCAUCGACUAUGGACACUGACGAUCCAGCAAUUAUUCACCCCAGCUUAACAUUGGCCUUUGUUAAUGCGUUUGCUCUUGGAUUCACGGAUGGCUGUUUUGAGACACAAAUAGGCAGAUGCAUUAUCACAUAUUAUUCAAACAAUGCGGCACCGCCAUUUGCUAUUUACACCAGUUUACAAGGAGUUUCAAUGGGAAUCAUGUACCUACUUUCAGAUUAUAUUGGUCUUCAUCUCUAUUGCAUCUUGUUAUUAAUUACAUGUACAAUUGGAAUUUCUGCUUUCUUCUUCAGUUUUCACGUUAAAGACACACUUAUAAUAACUAAUGAAUCAAGGGAAGCGAUAAUUUCUGGCCAAACUGAACCCAACUGUGAUUUGAAGAAUUGAGCUAACAGAUUAUAUAAAUCAUCGCAAUAUUUUCAAAACAUUUCUCGUUUCAAGUAAUAUGAUUCUCAUUGAAUGAUAAAUCAAGAUAUUUUUUGUAAAUUUAAUCAAAUUGUUUAAUGUAAAGAACAUUUUGUCGCGAUGAAAAUCUUGAAACAUAGGGACAGAUUUUUUCCUCCAAAUCAUCUAUCACUUUGUAAAUUGAUCGACAUCAAUGGUGAGCUCAGUUUUCACUUGCAAAACUAUUGUAUUAAAAUUACUAACCUCUGUAUGCAACUUGUCUA
Molecule: messenger RNA, 1754 nt
Organism: Tetranychus urticae (two-spotted spider mite)
Lineage: Eukaryota; Metazoa; Arthropoda; Arachnida; Trombidiformes; Tetranychidae
Product: UNC93-like protein MFSD11
Source: RefSeq, a predicted model, not a curated record